Messenger RNA from Lytechinus pictus (painted urchin), 7971 nucleotides. RefSeq names its product phosphatidylinositol 3-kinase regulatory subunit alpha-like. Lineage: Eukaryota; Metazoa; Echinodermata; Echinoidea; Temnopleuroida; Toxopneustidae. Gene Ontology annotation, molecular function: GTPase activator activity; protein binding. Gene Ontology annotation, biological process: signal transduction; regulation of GTPase activity. The transcript is spliced from 21 exons. The record is from RefSeq and is a predicted model, not a curated record. Bases 666 to 3485 code for a protein of 939 amino acids.
GCUUGUCAAAUGACCUUUCCCAAUGCAACAUAAGCUAGAUAUUGCCGAGAUUUGCCAUUGCUUCCUGGUUGAGCAGCCGUUCCAUUUUGCUUCCUGGACAUGCUGAAUAAUGUUUAAUUUCUUCUUGUAACGUCGAAAAGGGGGAACGAGGUUCCGUUGUGCAGGAAUCCAGUGCUUUUUACUACAAAAUGCCGGAGCAGUCGAGGGGUUGUGGAUUGAUGAACUAGGCCUAGUGGAACAGCAACAUAUCUGUGUGUAACAUCUUCCCCCUGGCCCCGCGGCCGCGGCGACGUCGUACGGGAACGGAUUUUCACGAGAGCCUGUCCGGUCGACGUCUGGAGCGCAGCGUACACUCUCCCGGUACUCAGCUGGAGAGCAACUGCAACUGCGACAGUCUGCGUGUACUUUAUUGAAUCCAUGGCAUUUGCUGGUCUCGAUCAAGUUGGAGUAGAUCUACAUAGGCCUAAGUGCCGUUGAUCUGGAUCAUAUUCUGGGCCAUACUCUCCGUGGCCUUGCAAAUUGUGACAUCAGUACUGCCUUAAAUAGACCUUGGCUCUGUAUACUGAAAUUGGACAUUGUAGAUACUGAACGCGGUGGACCUGUGAUAUUCCCAGUAGCAGAUGAUUUUGUGUACUGUACAUAUUCUUUGCUGACCGCAUUUCAAAAUGGGGGAAAUAGUUAAAUACCGUGCGCUGCACGACUAUGAACCCAUGUCUGAUCAGGACAUUAUCAUGAAGACUGGAGACAUUUUGGUGGUUGAUAAUCCUCAGAGUUUGCCGUACUUCAAAGGCACGGUGGAAAAACCCGAGAGUUGGUUGGAAGGAAAGAAUGAAAGGACACAAGAGAAAGGCAGUUUCCCUGGAACUUAUGUGAGUCUUCACGAAAGGAAACCCAUUACUAUGUCUAAGAACUAUGAAGUGGUGGCUGGUCUGAAACCCAAGCCUCCCUCGCAUCAUGAGCCUGAUAGAACUGGAGGUGAAACCAAUGAGGGUUUAAUUAAUCAAGGCAUCGUCACUCCGGAGUUUUGUCAACACUGUCAAGAUUACAUAUGGGGCAGUGGUGCUAUAGCUGUCAGAUACCCCGAUUGUCGUAACCUUUUUCACAAGAUGUGCGCACCCUUCGUUGAGAAGUAUGAGAAAGAAUUCUUGCAACCAGGAGAGGAUCCUUACAGGGAAGAGUUUGUGGACUACUGGGGAGUCGAAGAUGUAUUAAAUUGGAUGGCAGUGACGAACAUGUAUCGGUAUGGGGAGCUUUUCAGAGCAAAAAACAUUGAUGGUGCUAAGUUAAUUUCACUCAGCGAAGAAUUCUUACAGUCAAUCAGUGUCCUUGAUAAGUUCCAUCAGCAGUGCAUCCUGAUAGCCCGUGAUGAGCUGUGCUGGGGAAAGUCCAAGACUAGGAGUGGUGGAAUGACGCCAUCCAGGAAUCAAGGAGAUGGUCUCGCCAUUUCACCAGAUUGUACCUAUCCAAAUAGUGAGCAUAGGUUAAAAGAAAGGACAUUCUCUACCAUGCAAUGGUGCGAUAAAUGUGGAAAGUUCAUGUUCGGUCUCGUUCAGCAAGGUCUGGAAUGUUCAAAUUGUGGAUGUAUCUUCCAUCGUACAUGUGCAGCUACUGGUCUUCCUAGAUGUGACCCGUCAGGGGUCAGGACGAGAAGAGAUAGUGCUAUACGUGCCAAUGUGUUCAGCCAAAGCCUUGCAGACCAGUUUGAUCCAUCUCAUUCUCACGCACCUCUCGUAGUCGUCAAGUGUGUGGAGGCCAUAGAAAGUAAAGGUGUUGGAGAGCGUGGUUUGUAUCGAGUGUCUUCUUCAACGUCGGCUGUGAACGAUAUCAAACGUAGCUUCAAUGAGAAUCCCGAUGCUGUCGAUCUGUCGCGUUAUACCGAUGUCCAUUGUAUCACGGGGGUACUCAAGAGGUAUCUGCGAGAACUGCCUAAUCCAGUCAUUCCAAUAGAAAUGUAUGACAGCCUCCUAACAGCACAUAGAACUGUCGACAAGCACGCCCGCAUUGCCACUUUGCUGGCCUGCGUGGAGAAGCUCCCCCUAGCACACCAUUCAACUCUGUACUACCUGAUGGCGCACUUCAAGCGGAUCACAACCCAGAUUCAAGCCUGGCAUCUGGCAGCAGUCUUCUGUCACAUCCUACUUAGACCACCUCAAAAUGAACUCAUAAAUGUCAUCCGGAACACGAAUGAUCACAAGGAGAUCGUUAACACGCUGAUCGAACACGGGAGAUGGGGAAACUCAUCGGACGAAGACGCACCAGAGCCUCCGCCAAGGAAGGGAGGUGGUGAUUAUAUCAGCACUAGUAGCAAUGACUAUCCCAAGUCACUCACCGAUGCUGAAUGGUACUGGGGAAGUAUAUCAAGGGAGGAGGUGAAUGAGAAGCUGAAGGAUAUGCCCGAUGGUACGUUUCUAGUACGAGACAGCAAGCAAGAGCCUGGCAAUUAUACUCUCACUCUCAGGCACGGUGGGAGCAACAAACUAAUCAAGAUUGUCCACAAGAAUCGGAUGUAUGGUUUCUCUGAGCCGCUAAGGUUUCACUCGGUGGUGGAGCUAAUCAACCAUUAUCAUCAUGUGUCUUUAGCACAAUAUAACAACAGACUGGAUGUGAGACUAACUUCUCCAAUCUCAAGGAGAGAACAGGAGGAUAUGCAAGACAAUGACAUUGGUAUUGUCAUACAACAACUCAAAGAUAAGAACAAGGAAUAUCAAGACAAGACCAAGCAGUACGAUGAACUUUAUGAACAGUACAACAAAUUGGCACAGGAGAUCAAGACAAAACGUCAAGCCCUGGAUGCAUUCAACGAGAUUGUGACGAUGUUAGAAGAACAACUUCAGGUACAUAAGAGCUACCACCAAGACUGCCAUCCUGCUGAAAAACAAAUGCUGCUACAGAACUUUGAAAGACUAGAAAAUCGUCAGCAGGAAGUGAAAGAUAGCAGGGAAAACUUGGAAGAACAGCUGAAGAGAGAGAUCGAGGAGAGCAGGGAGUGCGACCGGACUAUGAACAGCCUCAAACCUAAUAUCUUGGAUCUACGCAAUCUAAGAGAUCAGUAUGUUGUUUGGCUCGCAAGGAAAGGUGUAAGACAAGACAAGAUCAAUAGCUGGUUGGAAAGUCAAGACGGAACGGUUGUAACUGGAGAGAAAGAUGUGCAAUAUCAUAACAAUGAAUCUCUGUGGCUGCUACCGGAUACAACCAGAGCAAAGGCUGAACAGUUACUCUAUGGCAAGGCUAAAGGCACAUUCCUAAUACGUAGGACCCGAGAACAAAUCGAUUGGGCCUGUUCCAUUGUGGCAAAGGACCAAGGUGAAGUGUGCCACUGUAAGAUCAACUAUACAUCAACGGGCUACGGAUUCGCAGAGCCCUACAACCUGUACGCAUCUCUUCUGGAACUGGUCCUGGCCUAUCAACAGAUCAACUUGGCCCAGCAUAACGAGGAGCUGGACACUAUGUUAGAUUACCCCGUCUAUGGCCCCCAGCCACGAUAGAGCAGCGUACUAGGGCUUGUAUUCUGAAUUCAGGUCUAAUUUCAACUCUGGUUCAACUAUGGAUGGCCAAAAGUGACAAACCAUUAUUAGGGUCCCGUAAAACAAUGCUUAGCAAUCAUUGUAUAAUAUUUGAUUUACAAUUGAUUCCAUUGACUACAAUGUACAAUUAAUCGUAAAAAUCAAGCCUACGAUUAAUCGCUAACCUUUGUGUUACGGGACCCAGGAGAGUUACUGUCUAUCAGCAAAUUUGGCGCUCAUAUCGUUCAUAAUUGUCUGGGAAUGAUAAUUAAAUGUUUUUCACCAUGAAAUCAUUGGUUAACACAGUAAACAAAUGAAAUAUAUAUUGUAAACAGAGUGUUGACAUUUUCCGUUUCCCAUAUUAUCACAGACUUGGACCAUAUUGGCCCAAGUUGAAGUGGACUUCAGAAUAAGGGCAUAGGUCCCUGGGCUAGUAUUAACUCUGUCUGGCAAUGAAGUCUGUAUUUUUCCUCUAGAAUUCAAAUUCAUAUUGGACCUGAGUAAUUAUGUAAUUCUGUAUGGCAAUUAAGCCUGUAUUUUUCCUCUAGAAUUUAAACUCAAAUUGGACCCAAGUUAUUUACUUAGGAAGCAAAUGUCAAAGACUGUUUUUUACUGAGGUUCAUUUCAAUAGUAAAUUGCCAUUUGGUCUACACCCACUCUGUCUACUUUUCAUUUGGUCUAACUCCACACGGUCUAAUCCUAGUUUGUCUACCAACCAGUUUGUCAUCUUACCAUGUUGUUUAAAUGCCAUGUCGUCCAUUUAUUGUUUUGUCUAUUUUCCAAUUGCUAAUUUUGUGGUGGCAUCAUGGUUUGGUAUGUGGAGGCGUUGUGGUCUAGUGGUUAGGACUCUCGUCUUUCAAUCUGGGGGACGUGGGUUCCAUUCCCAGCCAUGGCGUGAUUUCCUUCCGCAAGAAAUUUACCCACAUUGUGCUGCACUCCACCCAGGUGAGGUGAAUGGAUACCCGGUAGGAAAAAAUUCCUCGAAUGCCAGAGCGCCUGUAGGCAGCACGGCAAUAGCCGGGUAAUAACAAUAAUAAUAUUAUUGUAAUGUGCAGUUGAGUAUAUACAUAUAAAAAUUGCGCAAUAUUAAUGUACUGUUAUUAUUAUUAUUAUCUAUUUUGUGUAAUGUAUCCACUUGAUCUAACAUCACUUGGCUGACAUGAUUAGAUGAAGUGUUAAAUAUCAAAAUUUUUCAUUUGACAAUGUGCAAAAGAGUAAGGGGACAAAGUGGAAACCAGGUGGGUGUUUCAUAAAGCUGUUAGUAAGUUAAGAGCGACUUUAAGAACGACCGGUGAUCCUUUCUAGUGGUAAACGGUACAUUCAUAGGCGAUGGUUCAGCGCGUGAGAAAGGAUCACCAGUCGUUUAUAAAGUCGCUCCCAACUUACGAACAGCUUUAUGAACGGCCCCCAGACCACAUGGGCAGUAGGCUAAAGGUUACUAAACAGUUAGCCAAAAUGAGUAGUUAGACCAAGUGACAAAUUGAUGGUAGACCAAGUUUGUUUUUGCCAUGAUGGUGUUGAAACAAUCCGAGAUUUGGACUAUCUGCUAGUAGACCAAUGGAACACAAAUCAUUUCAGUGGCACAUUCAUCCUCAAACUUUCAUGAACAAUGGUAUGAGUGUGGCACUUAUUUUUAUUGCAUUCUAAAAUAUUGAAUUAAGUACAUAUGCUAUUAUGCUGAAGUGUAAAAGAAAGUGUUAACUCUUUAUUUAUGUCCCUAGUAUUGAAUCAAAUACUGGCCCAGACGUACAUGUAGCAUCACAGUAUGGAUCGAAUAUAUGUUUUAUGUUUAUUAUCAUUGAAUGAAAAUUCUAUUUGUACAAAAUUUGUAAUGAAUUGCAUUUGUACAUUUAAUCAUGCAAUUAUCAGAGAUAUAUUGUUGAAAGAUAUUUUUUGAGUAUAGAAACAAAAUAUUGCUAUCAUCGGUCGAUGUACAUGCUGUACAAAUGAGUCAAAUUGAAGUCUAUUUUAUUUUCUCGAUGCUCUCCAAAUACGUGUUUGUUGUUUGAGGAGCCCAUAAGCUGCAACUCUGAUGUUUUCUUCAAUGGUUUCAUUGCAUCUGGAAUGUAUAGAGGGCAGGGAUGACCAGGAUUGUGUAUUAUAUUAUAUGAAAUGUUGAUAUGGAUGCUAAUCAAACGAUUGGCUGAAAUCUGUCACAUGACCAGUCAUUUAUUUCAGCUAUCAGUCAAAUCUGCUAUUGACUGGUACAAAUGACUUGUUCUAUUAACCGCCCGGUCAUGGUUUUGAGAUGAGGAUGGUAUAGCAAAUAAUAACAUCCCACAUCACUAUCUUAUAAAACAUUUAAAGGAAAAUGAACCUUUGGAACAAGAUAGCUUGCGUGAAAACUGAUAAAUCAAAGAAGCAGAUCAACAAAAAUUUUGAGAAAAAAUGAAUAAAUAAUAAGUUAUAAACAUUUGAAGAUAAGAUCAUUAUUGUACCGUAGAUCCUCCCACUGGCAAUGUGACAAUUAUGUGUGAUGUCACAUGUGAAUAAUUUCCCCAUUACUUUUGUAUAUACUUAAACUGCCUCUUUUAUCACAUCUGUCGGUAGAUCAUGUACUCUUUCUACAGGAGGGCAUGUAAUGCAGAUUUUUAAAAUAUACAUUAUGGAUUAAGAGUUUGUAUCACUGUAAGAAAGAGCAAAAAGAGACUUUUGGGGUAUUUUAUAGUCCAUCAAAUGGAAUGGGAGGAUCUCUAUAGCAUUAGUGAUCGCAAUAUUAAAAUGCUCAUAACUUUCUCAUUAUUUGUCCAAACAUUCUUUGAUCUUAUUCUUUGUUUUUUCAGUUUCCACACAAGCUAACUUGUUCCAAGGGUUACAUUCCCCUUUACAUGUAAUACACAUUAUUUUGCUCGGGUAUUAGAAUUACCCACACUCGUUGCCUUUUAAACAGUCUUAACCCCCUUGGCUGUGCCUCAGGCAUGUUUCAAACGUACCUUGUGCGGGUAGUUCUUACUAAUGCCCUCAUUGAUUUGUUUAUUUGAUAUUAUAGAUCGUGGAGACAAUGACUUCAGUUACCUGUUAUGUGAUGUAUUCUGUUCUUCCUUUUUUGUAAUUUUUUUCCGGUUUUGUUUUAUUUGCCUUUCAUCGUGGUGAACUCACAAUCCAAAGUGCCCUGAAGCAAGAUGGACUUAAUCUUGAUAGAGAUGGUUGGGUCUAGCGUUACUAAGGGACAAUUUCGCACUGUUUUCAAAGUCUUAUUAGACUGAUAUCACACUUACAUAUUCACAAUAUUGUGGUCUUUGAUUGAAAAUGUCCAUCAUGGGUAGAUCAAGUAACAUGUUCUUGCUGGGUAGUUUAAGCACUCUUGAUAUUGUUUCCAUCAUUUCCCCCCAAAAUUUAAUGUUCUAUCUUUUCCAAUAUAUUUGUUGCUUCUGUGGCUAAUAUGAUAACCAACAUAUCCGUACCAUCUACAUUAAUCCUGAUGGCAUGACCAAAUUUGCCUUGAAUAAAAGGAGUUUGCAGUAAUCUAAAGUUAAUUUAGAAAUGACCCAAUAUCAACAUUUUCUAAUUGACUUUUGUCUAAUGUUGGCUUUCAAGGGUACACAAUGUCAAUUAUAUGUGUAAUCUGAUCAAAGAUGUAUACUACACGUACAUGUAAGUCUUUAAAAUCAAGACAUCUUUAGUGCAGCUGUAUUUCUCUUCUCGUAAAAUAUUUACUUAUGUAGAUUAUUUUAUAGAUAUUACUCGCUUCCUUCUGUUUUUGGUUAGUUCUUGGUUUUCCUUGAAAGAUGAUUUUAAUGAGCUUCAUUUUACUGCAAGUGUGUUGGGAAUAGCAUCCAUGUAGCAGUACAUCAUACAUGUACUUGUUUGGACAGUGACUUCUCUUUUCCAUUGUUUCAUUUUUUUUUUGGGGGGGCGGGGUGAUGGGGAUAGUCUCAUGGUUAAAUAAAAUGGAAAAUAUAAGAUUAAAGAAGAUUUGAAUGAAGUUAUUUACACAAAGGGUAGAAAUCAUUAAAAAGAAAUAGUUGAUUUGAGGUUUGAUGUUAUUCAUUCACUAAAAGUGAAUUUGAAACAUUAGUUUAAAGUUAUGUGUACUAUUGGUCACCUAAUACCCUGUCUCAUUUGUAUUUUUCAUAAGUGAACUGUUGUAAGUUGCCUCUUUCUUUUACCCUCUUGGCUUUUAUCUUUAAGUACAUGUAUACAUAAACUUAAAAUGUAAAAAGGAAGAGAUAGUCUUGCUAUAAAUCCUUUUCUAUGCUUAGACUAAUAGAUUUAUAAUUCAAAUGCCUAUGGUAUCCAUCUGCAGUAUAUACAUGUAUCAAUGUAAACGAUAUUCUUAUGCCCGAUAUUAUCUUCUUGUGUGCUCUUUUGGUAAUGCUGGCUCAACCAGUCUACAACAAUUUGGAUAUCAAUUAGGUUAUAUGAUUUAAAAUAGUAUUGCUUGAUAUGCAAGGAGUAAAAGGGCAGGAAUGAGGAAUAUCUGAGAAAAGGCAUUGUGUAUAUUUUGAUUGAGGUACUAAAAAUUCAC